AUGGCGAUGAUGACCUAUGCGGAGAUGCUGGAAAAGCUGGAUUAUCUUUCGAAGGAGAUCAAAUUGCUCCGGAACCUAUCAGCUGAAUUCAACCGGCUUGGUCCGGUGGCUGGAGUCGACGGAGAGAGAAACAUUGUGAAGGAGAUACAGGAGAAGCGGGCUAAUAUUUUGGCAGAGACGAACUUGUUGGGGGAAGUUGUUGAAUCCAAUCGGCUUGGUCCGACCGGAGUUGGCGCAGCAAGAAUGGCGAAGAUCUAUGUGGAGAUGUUGAAAAAGAUUGUUAAUAUUAAGAAGGAGAUGGAUCAAUUGUUGCGAAACGAAGAUGAAGAUGCUGGAUUCAAUCAGCUUGGUCCCGUGGCUCCUGCACCAUCACAUGAUACACUGGAGCCACAUCUUGGUUCCGUUCAGCGCUGUCGAGUUUGUUACGGGAUAGUUGAACUGGACAGCAUGAAUCAGAGCCAAGAAAGAGAUGUACCGGGCUCUAUGGUCAUCGAGAUGCCAUGCAACCAUAUUUACCACUCGGAUUGUAUUGUUCCUUGGUUAGUCCAGAAUAACGCAGGUCCUAUUUCCCAAAUUGAUCAUGAGCUGCAACCUAAUAGUCGAAAGGACAUAAUUGUUGCAGCUUUUCUUGCAGCCGUAGAAGCAAUCGUUUUGGGUCUUAUAAUUUUCCUAAUUUUUAACUUCGGCAAAAAAUAG
This is a messenger RNA of Lotus japonicus, 696 nucleotides long. RefSeq lists its product as uncharacterized. The transcript has a single exon. Lineage: Eukaryota; Viridiplantae; Streptophyta; Magnoliopsida; Fabales; Fabaceae. The record is from RefSeq and is a predicted model, not a curated record. Bases 1 to 696 code for a protein of 231 amino acids.